Penicillium macrosclerotiorum is the source of this 1650-nucleotide messenger RNA. RefSeq lists its product as uncharacterized. The record is from RefSeq and is a predicted model, not a curated record. Bases 1 to 1650 code for a protein of 549 amino acids. Gene Ontology annotation, molecular function: oxidoreductase activity, acting on paired donors, with incorporation or reduction of molecular oxygen; heme binding; iron ion binding. Lineage: Eukaryota; Fungi; Ascomycota; Eurotiomycetes; Eurotiales; Aspergillaceae. The transcript has a single exon.
AUGUUACUCUUUUAUGUUUUCCUUCCACCGCUCCUCUUCAUAUUCCUUCGCGCAUAUGGCCUUAUCAAGAAUUACCAAAAUGCCCGGAAAUUUGGCCUCCCGAUCAUUCUUCUUCCCGUCUCCUUUGAAGAUUCAUGGUGGAUGCCGCUCAGACCACUUUUCGCCUGGGUCGAACAUCUUCCAUGGGGACUAGGAAGCUGGUACGUCUACACGGAAAUGGGAUGGCCAACGAUCGAUGGUAAUCGGACCACUGCGCGCCUCGGCGAGAACUUUGUUCUUUGCUCUCCAUCUAGCAAUCAGAUAAUAACUUGUUACCGUGCUGGACUGAAAAGUUCGUUUGGGCAGCACAAGAACUGGAUGCUUCCCAAAGCACAGUCCCAGCUAUUCGCAUUUUAUGGUCAAAAUGUAUCCUCGACAAAUGGUACGGAUUGGCAACGACAUCGAAAAAUUACUGCGGCCGCGUUUAAUGAAGAUAUGAUGGAGCGAGUCUGGCAUGAGUCCACAAAUCGUGCAGGGUCGUUCGACCGUGUGGGCGAACGCAACUUUACACUUGGAAGCCUCCGAUCAGAACUAGAGAUCAUUGCUAUGCAAGUUCUGGCUGUCGUUGGAUUUGGCCAGGACCGGUCAUUGACCUCCAUUCCGUCAGGUCAUAAGGAAUCAUUGUUGGAAUGCCUUAACGCUGUCCUGAAGCAUCUGAUUUUGACCCUUGUCUUCAGUGGACUGAAAGCUCCUAAUUUCCUCCUACCUCGCAUUCUUCGCCGUCUGAAGGUCUCAGUUGCCGAGCUCAGGCUUUAUAUGGAGGAGUCUGUUUUAUACCAGAUGCGCCAAUCAAGUAGCACAGAUUCCAAAUCCCAAUCGCCGAGUCUUCUCGAGGCUAUGGUCAAAGCUAACGAGGUAGAGAAGCAAGAGUCUCUGAAGAAAACCGCUCGUGCUUCGUAUCUAACAGACUCCGAGCUGUACGGAAACCUUUUUGUGUUCAACAUUGCCGGAUUUGAAACUACUGCUUCUUCGAUGACUUUUGCCCUCCCCUUCCUAGCUGCCUACAGAGACGUACAAGAUUGGAUCAUUGAAGAAGUUGAUCGCCAUUACACAGCUUCCAGCGAUCGCAGCUACGCAACUGCCUACCCAAAAUUGGUGCGAUGCUUGGCAUGCCUGUAUGAGACGCUUCGAGUUGCUAGCCCUGCGCCACUACUCAUUCGAGAACCUACGGUCGCACAAACGCUGCCCAUCAUAACACCACAUGGAGAGUCCUCAAUCAUAGUUAACCCUGGUACUUUAGUCGGCGGUCACCUCUAUGGAGCUCACCUAUCUUCUCGCUGGGGUCAUGAUGCUGAAACUUUCAACCCAAAACGCUUUAUCUUAGUCGCUUCAAACGGAGAUGAGACGUUGGUAUUGCCAGAUAAUGUCUCAUUUCUGCCCUGGAUGAUAGGAUCACGAAUUUGUCCUGGGAAAAAGUUCAGUCAAGUCGAAUUCGUUGGUGUGAUGGCGAGGGUUUUGUCAAACUUUUGUUUGCGGCCCGAACAAUCGAAUGGUGAGUCUGAGGAAGAAGCAAGAGCCCGCCUGCUCGCGACGCUUGCGCAGAAAUACUUCAAUAUUAGUGCACACCUUCGCCAGCCUGAGAGUGCAAGUGUGCGAUUUGAACGCCGAUGA